AGAUUUUCGACUGGAGUCAGCAAUCACGGGUGUUUAGUCUGCAGCCGAGCAGAGAAAGGGAGAAGGAAUCGCUCGGGGAAGAGACACUGCAGACUGCGCGGGCACCCUGCAAUAGAUGGAUUCCGACUCCACCAGGGGGACAGCGACGCGGAGGUGACACUCUUCUGCCUGGAGAGAGAGAGAGAGGACAAACGGCCGAGCAAACGCAAGCCUCGGACUCCCUGCCGAAAUCUGGAAGUCGUGACACGGUGUGUAUGAAACAAAAGUUUGGGAGCUAUUAAUUGCUGUGCUGGGUUAUUAAGAGACGCUUUCAAGUUUCAAGUACCAAAUGUCGCUUAGCUUUAAGUUGCCAAAGGAAGUUGAGGGAAUUGCUUUGCCGUUUUAACUUGCUCUGUGAGGGAAAUCUCAUAAACUGACCAAUGCACCAAAUGAAUACUAAAAUGCACUUUACAUUCGCUUUUGCACUCCUGAUAAUGUCUCUCAACCGCGAUGUACUGUGCAAGAAUUUGAAAUACAGGAUUUAUGAGGAGCAGAGGGUUGGAUCAGUAAUUGCAAGACUAUCAGAGGAUGUGGCUGAUGUUUUACUGAAGCUACCUAAUCCUUCUGCUGUUCGUUUUCGAGCCAUGCAGAGGGGGAAUUCUCCUCUACUUGUAGUAAAUGAGAAUACCGGGGAAAUCAGCAUAGGAGCUACAAUCGACCGUGAGCAACUGUGCCAGAAAAACUUGAACUGUUCCAUAGAGUUUGAUGUGAUCACUCUACCCACAGAGCAUCUGCAGCUCUUCCAUAUUGAAGUCGAAGUGCUGGAUAUUAAUGACAAUUCUCCCCAGUUUUCAAGAUCUCUCAUACCUAUUGAGAUAUCUGAGAGCGCGGCAGUUGGGACUCGCAUUCCCCUGGACAGUGCAUUUGAUCCAGAUGUUGGGGAAAAUGCCCUCCACACCUACUCCCUCUCUGCCAAUGAUUUUUUUAGCAUCGAGGUUCGGACCAGGACUGAUGGUGCCAAGUAUGCAGAACUCAUAGUGGUCAGAGAGUUGGAUCGGGAGCUGAAGUCCAGCUACGAGCUCCAGCUUACUGCCUCAGACAUGGGAGUGCCUCAGAGGUCUGGCUCCUCCAUACUGAAAAUAAGCAUUUCGGACUCCAAUGACAACAGCCCUGCUUUUGAGCAGCAGUCUUAUGUAAUACAACUCUUAGAAAACUCCCCGGUGGGCACUUUGCUCCUGGAUCUGAAUGCCACUGAUCCAGAUGAGGGCGCUAAUGGGAAAAUUGUCUAUUCUUUCAGCAGUCAUGUGUCUCCCAAAAUUAUAGAGACUUUCAAAAUUGAUUCAGAAAGAGGACAUUUGACUCUUUUCAAGCAAGUGGAUUAUGAAAUCACCAAAUCCUAUGAGAUCGAUGUCCAAGCUCAAGAUCUGGGUCCAAAUUCAAUCCCAGCUCAUUGCAAAAUUAUAAUUAAGGUUGUAGAUGUUAAUGACAAUAAACCUGAAAUUAACCUAAACCUCAUGUCACCUGGCAAAGAAGAAAUAUCUUAUAUUUUCGAAGGGGAUCCUAUUGAAACAUUUGUUGCUUUGGUCAGGGUUCAAGACAAAGAUUCUGGGCUGAAUGGAGAAGUAGUUUGUAAGCUUCAUGGACAUGGUCACUUUAAACUUCAAAAGACUUAUGAAAACAAUUAUUUAAUCCUGACCAAUGCCACGCUGGAUAGAGAAAAGAGAUCUGAAUAUAGUUUGACUGUAAUCGCUGAGGAUAAAGGAACACCUAGUCUCUCUACAGUCAAACAUUUUACUGUUCAAAUCAAUGAUAUAAAUGACAAUCCACCACGCUUCCAGAGAAGCCGAUAUGAAUUUGUAAUCUCGGAGAAUAACUCGCCAGGGGCAUUUAUCACCACUGUUACAGCCACAGAUCCUGAUCUUGGAGAAAAUGGGCAAGUGACAUAUACCAUUUUGGAGAGCUUUAUCCUGGGAAGUUCCAUAACUACAUAUGUAACCAUUGACCCAUCCAAUGGAGCUAUUUAUGCCCUCAGAAUCUUUGAUCAUGAAGAAGUGAGUCAGAUCACUUUUGUGGUGGAAGCAAGAGACGGAGGGAGUCCGAAGCAACUUGUAAGCAAUACCACAGUUGUGCUCACCAUCAUUGACGAAAAUGACAAUGUUCCUGUGGUGAUAGGGCCUGCACUGCACAAUAAUACUGCAGAGAUCUCCAUCCCCAAAGGAGCUGAAAGUGGCUUUCAUGUCACCAGAAUAAGGGCCAUUGACAGGGACUCUGGUGUCAAUGCUGAGCUCAGCUGCUCCAUAGUAGCAGGUAAUGAGGAGGGUAUCUUCAUAAUUGAUCCACGAUCAUGUGACAUCCACACCAAUGUGAGCAUGGAAUCUGUUCCUCACACAGAAUGGGAGCUCUCAGUCAUCAUCCAGGACAAAGGCAAUCCUCAGCUGCAUACCAAAGUCCUUCUGAAGUGCAUGAUCUUUGAAUAUGCAGAAUCAGUGACAAGUACAGCCAUGACCUCAGUCAGCCAGGCAUCCUUGGAUGUCUCCAUGAUUAUAAUUAUUUCCUUAGGAGCAAUUUGUGCAGUGCUGUUGGUUAUUAUGGUGCUAUUUGCAACUAGGUGUAACCGAGAAAAGAAAGACACUAGAUCCUACAACUGCAGAGUAGCAGAAUCAACUUACCAGCAUCACCCUAAAAGACCAUCCAGGCAGAUUCACAAGGGGGACAUCACAUUGGUGCCCACCAUAAAUGGCACUCUGCCCAUCAGAUCCCAUCACAGAUCAUCCCCAUCUUCAUCUCCUACCUUAGAAAGAGGGCAGAUGGGCAGCCGCCAGAGUCACAACAGUCACCAGUCACUCAACAGUUUGGUGACAAUCUCAUCGAACCAUGUGCCGGAGAAUUUCUCAUUAGAACUCACCCACGCCACUCCUGCUGUUGAGGUCUCCCAGCUUCUUUCCAUGCUUCACCAAGGGCAAUAUCAGCCAAGGCCAAGUUUUCGAGGAAACAAAUACUCCAGGAGUUAUAGAUAUGCCCUUCAAGACAUGGACAAGUUUAGCUUGAAAGACAGUGGCCGUGGUGACAGUGAAGCAGGAGACAGUGAUUAUGAUUUGGGGCGAGAUUCUCCAAUAGACAGGCUACUGGGUGAGGGAUUCAGUGACCUGUUUCUCACAGAUGGAAGAAUUCCAGCAGCUAUGAGGCUGUGCACAGAGGAGUGCAGAGUCCUGGGCCACUCUGACCAGUGCUGGAUGCCCCCGCUGCCCUCGCCUUCCUCGGACUACAGGAGCAACAUGUUCAUUCCUGGGGAGGAGUUCCCGUCGCAGCCCCAGCAGCAGCAUACUCAUCAGAGCCUUGAGGACGACCCCCAGGCUGCAGAAGCCGGUGAGAAGAAGAAGAGUUUCUCCACCUUCGGGAAGGACUCCCCAACCGACGAGGACCCCGGGGACACCAGCACGUCCUCCCUGCUCUCGGAAAUGAGCAGCGUGUUCCAGCGCCUCUUGCCCCCUUCCCUGGACACCUACCCCGAGUGCAGUGAGGUGGAUCGGUCCAACUCCCUGGAGCGUCGGAAGGGACCAGCGCCAACAAAAACCGUGGGUUACCCACCAGGGGUGGCGGCCUGGGCAGCCAGUACCCACUUCCAAAAUCCCACCAGCAACCCUGGGCCUGCGCUGGGAACCCACUCGAGCGUGCAGCCUUCUUCCAAGUGGCUGCCAGCCAUGGAGGAGAUCCCUGAAAAUUAUGAAGAAGAUGAUUUUGACAAUGUGCUCAACCACCUGAAUGAUGGGAAGCACGAACUCAUGGAUGCCAGUGAGCUGGUGGCUGAGAUCAACAAACUGCUCCAAGACGUGCGCCAGAGCUAGGAGAUUUUAGCCAAGCUUUUUGCUUUCCAUAUGUAUAUGGAAAAUGGGGGACAGGAAAAGCCCUGAAAGAACUGGCGUUGCCAAAUAGUUGCAUUUAUCAUAAAUGUGUCUGUGUAUAUUGAAUAUUAAAUACUGUAUUUUCGUAUGUACACAAUGCAAGUGUGAUUAUUUUAAUCUGUAUUUUAAAAAUACAUUUGUACCUUAUAUUUAUGUGUAAUUUAACAAACAAAUUUUAUUUUUUUACUCCCAUGACAAACAUGUCUUUCCUAAUCAUAUAGAAACUAGCCACUGUUUCAAUCUGAUAUACUAUUCAACCACAAAGUGUAAAGGUACUGCUUAUAUUAGUUGAGCUGGGGUGGAAUUAUUAUGCCCUAUGAACAACCCCACUAAUGCAUUGCGUAAUUCUUAGUUCCAUUAACCUCUCCAUCUUUUUUUUUUUUCCCAAUGCUUUAAAAAAUUAAGCAUUAGUAAAAAAUGUUAAGCUAUUUUAUUAUUAUUAUUUUCACUGCUCUCUUGUAGCUCCUAUGGUUCAACUCUCACAGCUAAAUUGAAAAGGGAAGUGAAAUUUUAUUUGAGGACUAGAAAGCAUCUGAAGAAUAUUUACGAGAUGAGUAUUUCAAAUAAAUUUUUUAGACAAUGAUGUAAGCAGGAAUAAAGUCAGUUUUUUUUUGUUUGUUUGUUUUUGUUUUCUGACUCCCAGGCCAUGCAAGAUGUCACACUGGCCUGGUCUUAAGAGUAUUGUAGUGAAUUUAUAAUUAAGGCAAAAAGUGGAUUUCAUUCCAUCCUUGUAAUACGAGAUGCCAUUGAAGGAAAUGGAAUUUGUUCUUUAAAUGGAUAACAGUAUGCAUUUGAACAGUGCCAAGUAUUAAUGGACAAAGUUAUGCCAGUGUCCCUCCUAGUGUAGUAAAUAUAAUUGAUUUAUUUUGAAACCAUCUAUUUGAAUCUUUCCUUCCUCUCACAAUACUUGAAUGUUUUUAUCCUUUGCAAUGUUUUCGUUUGCUAUAACUAUUCACUUUUAGCUUUUUCUCCAGUGCAUGACUUCAUAUUUUGUUAUAUUUUUAGUACAUGAACAUUUAUGAAAAUCACAUUUUUGUUAUGGCAAUUUUGUUCUAUUUGCUGUGUGACAAAUGAGAAGUUCUUUAUUUAUUGUGCUGUUAUCUCUCUGUGUGGAAUGCCUUGCUAAGAGCGAUCCUUAUUAUGACUAUUAUCAUUUAUGAUCAAGCUUCUAUUAAUGUUAUUUCUCUUAGUACACUAUCUUGAUUGUAUUCUCCAGAAGAUUUUACUGUCAGUGAAAAUAAAAGGAAAAUUAAAGUAAAGCUAAGGAGCUGUCCAUAAUCAGUGUCCUGUUCGUAUACAUGUGUUGGAAAGGUUUGCCUGCACCUCACCUUCUUGAGAAGGUGACUCAGUGCUGGCUUCCAAACAAUAGAGAGGGGACUUCCAACUGCCCUGGCAAACAAGAACCCAAUGGAAAUGAACCUGACAUCUGUCAUGGGAAUGAAAGUAGUUGAUCAGAUUUUAACUAGUUUAAGUAAAAGUAUUUGGAAUGUAAAGGUUAAAAAAAAAUGGGAAAUAACUAUUGAAAUAUUAUUCACAUCACACACACACACACAUACACACACACAAAAUGCUGUAUCAGAAUAUUUUGAAUUAAGUUGUAGAAGAAAAAAAGGUAUCCUCAAUAUUUUUUCCAACAGGCUAAAAUAUCCUCCCUAGCUUAUCCGAGGAGAAUUAAAAUACUAGGGAAAGUUAAGUAACCUAAAAGUGGCUAAAACUAAGAUAUUUGAAUUCUCAAAUGAGUACCACAUUAAAUAGAAUGUAUUAUCUCUUUCAGAAGGCACAUUUGCCUUCAUUGGAGGGAUUGCAAUUACAAGUGAAAUUUCAGUUUAUUUUUCAGUAGAUUACACACACAAAUGCUAACCACAUUUAAAUACAUUUUGCCUUUCAACUUCACUUCCUUUCAAUACAUAUUAUCACAAAGGGAAAGUCUUUUAUAACCUCACUGUUCUUAAUUUAAAGCAUCAAUAGCAAUUGAGGAAACAAAGCUGGAAAUAGAUAUUUUGAAUAUGUGAAGUAAAUAAAAUGCAGUAUUAUAUUCCACAAAA
Molecule: messenger RNA, 5926 nt
Organism: Marmota flaviventris (yellow-bellied marmot)
Lineage: Eukaryota; Metazoa; Chordata; Mammalia; Rodentia; Sciuridae
Gene: Pcdh18
Product: protocadherin 18
Biological process (GO): homophilic cell-cell adhesion
Cellular component (GO): plasma membrane
Molecular function (GO): calcium ion binding
Source: RefSeq, a predicted model, not a curated record